This is a messenger RNA of Bolinopsis microptera, 2467 nucleotides long. Its product is annotated as dymeclin-like. The coding region runs from base 219 to 1982 and encodes 587 amino acids. Gene Ontology annotation, biological process: Golgi organization. NCBI's taxonomy places the organism in Eukaryota, Metazoa, Ctenophora, Tentaculata, Lobata, Bolinopsidae. The transcript has 11 exons. The record is from RefSeq and is a predicted model, not a curated record. Gene Ontology annotation, cellular component: Golgi apparatus.
GGGUCUCAUCGUCCUGUAACCUAGUGUCCCUGGCAACAAACCCCCUGUUAGUCAAACUAACCUCCCCUGAACCUAUCCCUCUUCACGACUCUUUCUGGGAGACACUUUUGGAAUUCUCUUUCCAGUCCCCUGAUACCAGUGCAGACUCCAGAUUACUAGAAGAGAGUGUUCAACAAAUAUGCUCUUCUUUUGCGAAGAGUAAUGCGAGUAGUGGAAACAUGUCCACCCUUCUCUCCAUCGUCACUUCUCUUGUUAAACAUGCUCUCAGUCUGACUACUCCGCAAGCCAGGGAGGAGUUAGAGACCCUUUACAACUCUCUACUAAUCUUAAGAACUCUAACAAAGCAUUUGGUACAGAACGAGCCACUCUCUACUUCUUACAACCACUUCCUUACUCCUGACAUUGUUGCUAUGCAACCGCAGGGCGAGGCUACUGACGUGGACAGCUCUCCUACAAUCGCUCUUAAACACGUUGCUCGUUACGAGACAUCAGUGGACGAGUUGUGUUUCUAUUUGUACGAGUUCCUCAUCAACUAUCCUGUCAGGCUGGAUACAAUCCAAGUACACAGCGAAUGUGUGAAGAUACUGACCACUCUCCUCUCUUCGCCGCUCUACCACACCCCCUGCUCCUCCUCCUCCUCCCCCUCCACCUAUCUUACUGAUAUGAUGACAGGACGCUGUAGCAGCUCUGCUCCUCAACUUAUCCAGACACUGAUAACUAAUUCUGUGCAUCAGCCCCUACCUCAAGUAACUACAGUUGCCAGCUAUUUGUGGAGCUACGUUCCUUUCUCUGGAUCUGACAAGCCCCUCUACUCGGACACUCAGUUCUUCAAGGAGUGUCUCCUCCUCGUCCUCCUUCUCACUAAUCACUCAUCCCUCUCUGAUAACCCUUACAAGCGUGCACUUUGCUCCUUUGGGCACAAGGAACCUAGUAGUAAUGCUAACGAGACUUGUUUCGUUAUGGACCUGGACUUACUUUAUAGUUACUUCUGUAGAGACCCUGAGCACACUAACGAACAAGACACCUUGCUACUUUACACUCUUAUUCAGGGUAAUGUGAAUGUCAAAGCGUUCCUGUUGUCUAGGACAGAUGUGGAGAGAAUGUUGAUGCCGAUGUUGCACGUGGUUUACGAGGCUGAGCAGCACAGUACCCACCACAUGUACAUGGUACUCAUAAUACUUCUAAUCCUCACUCACGACGAUCACUUCAGCUCCUACAUCCAUGACCAGGUGCUAGGAAGUGUGUCGUGGUACAAGGAGCGCGUGUUAACAAACAUAUCAACCGGAGGGAUAUUGAUACUGGUCAUCUUGAAGACCAUGCAGACAAACAUGACGAAGAUGCGCGACAAAUAUCUGCACACUAACUGCCUCGCUACCCUAGCUAACAUGUCCUCUAAAUUCCACUCUUUUCACCCUUAUGUAGCGGAGAAAGUACUCAACUUAUUCACUACUAUUGUUAAGAAGUACACUAAGAUGAGGAACUCGCUGCUAGGAGUCGGGGGUGAGAUAACGGCUCCAGAUAGCACUGUGGAGUAUUGGGAAUCUGAGUUAGAAACUCUUGAAGACAUAAUCAGGAUGUUCCUGGAGAUCUUCAACAGCAGUAUUUGCUACUCAGGGAAAAAUAACCCAGUUCUUCUUUACGAGCUGCUUCACAAGCGAGAUAUUUUUAUCCCUUUCCAAACCCACCCUACCUUCUCAGAGCUCAUCAUCAAUAUUGAAAGUAUAUUGGGUUAUCUGACCACUAAGUUGGAGGAGAAGACAGAGGAACAGGGAGUUAGUGUUAGUGUUAACUGUGUGAUGGAGGUUAUUGAGGAAGUGGUCAGGCAGUGGCCGGCAGACCGACUACAGAAAACAGCACUGUUGAAGUUCGAGUACGUAGAGGAGACGCGACCAGAGGACUUCUUCCUUCCUUAUAUUUGGACCCUGUUAUUCUCCAACAGUAACUUGUAUUGGGACACUUCUAGGAUAACACUAAAAGUGUGAUCCAGUAACUUGGCAAUAUGCCAAUUAUUUCAAUAAAGAUAAAGCAUCUUUUAAGGUUUGCGCAGGUUAAUUGAAAUUGAGAACAACUGUAAAGCAUGUAAAGUGGGUCUGUUUUUAACGACGGGUUAUUUUGAUUAUCAGAUUAAGAGCGGUCUGCGCCUACCCCUCCAGUUCUUACAAAACUCGUUCAUUUUAAGUUCCAGUUUAAUAAUAAAGUAUAAGUGGUUACCAUGGUAACUAGUAUGGGUAUUGGAUACUAUGGCAUGGAGUAACAGUGUAUUUGUUAUUUUAUUUUCGGGAAUUCUUAUUGAAAAAGGUGACUAAAACCAAGAUUUAUUUGAUUAUAAGAAAUGUAUGUUGAUAUUAAGCUAAUUAAGCAAUAAAUUAUUGAUGAGUUGCCUUGACCAAUUUAGUGUUUAGAUCUAGUAUAGACGAUGUUGUUAUUGCGAACAAAUUAGAAGUUUUUAUGUUUGUAGGCUGAUCAG